Molecule: messenger RNA, 2499 nt
Organism: Phycomyces blakesleeanus NRRL 1555(-)
Lineage: Eukaryota; Fungi; Mucoromycota; Mucoromycetes; Mucorales; Phycomycetaceae
Exons: 9
Coding region: 100-2499 (799 amino acids)
Biological process (GO): regulation of actin cytoskeleton organization; regulation of GTPase activity
Cellular component (GO): cell cortex
Molecular function (GO): GTPase activator activity; protein binding
Source: RefSeq, a predicted model, not a curated record
CUUAUUACAACAACAACAACAACAACAAAAAACAGAAAUCCCUUCUUUUUUUUCACUUCUUUCUCUUCAUCAUCAUCACUGGAUCAUUAGUACAUCACAAUGUCCGAUCGUCGUAGUGGGAUGGUCCAGUCAAUUGGCUACCAUCACACUGGCUCGAUUGUAAGCAGGGCAGUUGCUGCUGCUGCUGCAAAUAACCACCAUUCGAGUCGAAGAGCAGGCAGAGGUUCUCGACGUUAUUCAGUAUCAGUAUUCUAUUCAAUGGCUGCAGAGCAAGACAUAGAAGUAGAAGACGAACUAGCUAAAGCACAACGCUCCUUGAGAGAAUUAAAGACAAUGAUAUCUGUCCAAUCCAAAAAGAAUUUUACACGUGAACAUGAUGUUCGUUUCCUUGAUGCUCGUAUUGGACUUUUGAUCCAAAGCAGAAUGGCCCUUGAAGAACAAAAUGAAGUCGUGUCUCGUUUAGAAGAGCACGAUGAAGACAAUGAUGGACACUACCCCGGCAAUCUCCAAAUGCAGCAAUACGGCAACCUAUUCUAUCUCCUACAGAGCGAACCUCGCCACAUUGCCACACUUUGUCGCCUGGUCAGCCUUUCGGAAAUCGACAGUUUACUCCAGACCGUGAUGUUCACACUCUACGGAAACCAAUACGAAAGCAGAGAAGAACAUUUGCUAUUGACUAUGUUUCAGAAUGUCCUCGCGUGGCAAUUCGAGACUACUCCCGAGUUCUCCUCCCUCCUGCGCGCCAAUACUCCUGUAUCGCGCAUGAUGACGACUUACACGCGACGUGGUCCUGGCCAGUCCUAUUUAAAGUCAUUGUUGUCUGAAAGAAUCAAUGAACUGAUUGUCCGUAAAGAUGCCAAUCUACAAAUCAAUCCACUCAAGGUCUAUGCAGAGAUCAUUGACGAAAUGGAAUCCAUGGGCACAUUGCCUGAAUACAUGCCCAGGAGUGUCACACCCGAGGUGGCAGCUGCAAAUCCUCAAGUGCAGGCCAUGAUCAAACCUCGCCUCGAGGCUUUGUUGGAGGUGGCAGAUGGGUUCCUGAGCACGAUUAUACACUCACUUGAUCAGAUUCCAUACGGUAUCCGUUGGAUCUGCAAGCAAAUCAGGUCCCUGACCAUGCGAAAAUACCCCAAUGCCACUGACGAUGCCAUCUCAUCUCUUAUUGGUGGAUUUUUUUUCUUACGGUUUGUCAACCCGGCAAUAGUUACUCCUCAAGCAUACAUGCUCGUCGAUGGUCUUCCGGGAAUUCAUCCCAGAACGACAGUUACAUUGAUUGCAAAAAUGAUUCAAAACCUGGCCAAUAAACCAAGUUAUGCCAAAGAAACAUACAUGAUUCCUACAAAUUCAUUUGUUGAAAACAACAAGGCACGAACAAGUGUGUUUUUAAACGAACUGUGUGAAGUGGGUGAUUUUUAUGAAUCGCUCGAGAUGGAUCAGUACAUGGCACUGUCCAAGAAAGAUAUCAUGAUCAGUAUAACUCCAAACGAAAUCUAUGCUACUCAGGCAUUGUUGGAACAACAUCUUCAAGUGCUGGCACCUAAGCCCAACGAUCAUUUGAGACUGCUGAUGUGUGAGGUUGGUCCGGCACCACCUCAAGUACCUCGCAAGGAAAACAAACCUCUUGAUCUUUCUCUGUUCAGUAGAUGGGAAAUGCCCAUUCAAGAUCUUACCAUGACACUCAUGUCCGAAAAUAAUAUUACUCAAAAUGACAUUCUUUACAUGGAGACAAAGGCCAUAUUUGUCCAGAUUAUUCGUACAAUCCCUACACUUGCCCGUCAGCCACUCCGAUUGGCUUUCCUAGCCGAAGCGGCGGGAACUUCCAAAGAUGCUCAGUUGGUGACCAAGGGUAUCAAGGUUAAGGAAAUGUUGCGUGAGCUGGAGACAGUCGGGAUUGUGGACCCUAAGGAUGGACACCGCUUCCUUGCACAGGAAAUCACACAGGAGCUGGCUCACUUGGGGGAUCUUAAACUCAAGGUGGUCAAGGAACUAGAGUCACUAGAGAGUGUGUACAAGACCAUUCAGGACCACAACAAUUACCUAAGAGGUCAGCUGGAAAGCUAUCGGGCCUAUCUUCAGAACGUGAGGUUCCAGACAAGUGGAGGCAACAAGUCAAACAACACAAAGCAGGUCGGAAUUGGAGUCGAGGUUGUCGAAGCAAAGACGAAUACAAAGAAGCAGGCAAAGGUCCAUGUGCAGGGUCCAUUCAAGUUCACUCAUCAGCAGCUCGAGAAAGACGGCGUGAUUGUAGCUACAGAAGUAUUGGAGAGUAUCAGGGUUAAUGUGUACCUGACCAUCUCUUCACCUCUUCCGGGAACAUUUAUCAUUGAAUUGAACUAUCGAGGACGCGAUAAACCGAUAUUGGAAAUUGAUCUCAAGUUGGAUGACUUGCUUGAAAAGCAACAGUACAAUAUACCCGUAUUAGAUCUAGAGUAUCUCAAACUCAAUGUGGGAAAGACACUUCAAUUGUUAACAAAGUCCUUUUUGCCAAAGUCAAAGUAA